AUGGCGCGCACGCAGCAGACCGGCCAGAAGUCCGGCAAUCCCAAGAAACUCCCCCCUCAGCACGUAUCCCAACCUGCGCAGAGGGCGUCGUCAUCUCGUGCCGCUGCACAGAUCGACGACCCCAGCUACGAAGAUGUCCCGGCCCCGCCUCCACGCCCGAAAAGGAACACCAUCGCGUUCGCUCACGUUGUCCCCGACGAGGACGGCGGUGAAGAGUACGCAUCGGACGAGGCUCCGAACCCUCCCGAUCGCAGUACAUCCCGACGCCGUCAACAGCAAGCCGUCGAGGACGACGACGACCUCCCGCUGCCACCGAAGAAGGGUUGGUCACGGGCCACCGUUGAGGACGAAGAAGAGGGAGAUGUCGAGGACGACGCAGGGCCUCCUCAGGAUGAUGAGUUCAACGACCCUGAGGACGAGGACGUGUACAACAGCGAUGAGGCCGAAGAGACCGACGCACUUCUGUUAGCGUCGAUGUAUCAAGACUCCCACAGGUACUCGGACGAUCAAUAUGCGUACGACGACGAUCACCUCAGCGCUGACGAUGGAGGUGACGAUGACCCUCCAGUCCAGCCCACCCGGAACAAGGGCAAACAGCGCGCAGUCGAGGUAGACGAAGACUUGGAGGAGGGCGACGAGUCCCCCAGGCGCCACUCUGGAAAGUCGAAGAAGCAACUCGCUCCGGACAAUGCGAUGGACGUUGACCCCGAGGACCAAGACAUGGACGAGCCCCAGGGCCCGUACUUGCCUCCCAGCUUUACGAACGCGAUGGUCGAUGUCUUCAAGUACAACGUCGCCGAUGAGGGCAGGCUCCUACCUGACGCUGACAAGCCCAUGGCGCGUAGCGUCAGGAUGCUCUACGACGCGAUCGGAGAUGGCCCAGAUCAAUUCGGAGAAGACGCCCAGGCGCUUGCCGACAAGCUUCUUCUGAGAGCACCGCGCAGGAGAGGUGGAAACCCCGACGACGACCAGGACGAGGACCGUGGUCCUCUCGUGUCCAUCUUCGACUCUGAUCUCGACGAGGAGGAGAUCAUCGCACGGCUGAAGGGUGCGGGGCCGCCUCUGCGUGGCACCGGCAUCACACCAGCGGAUAAGAAGAUCUACCAGGAGCGACAGCGUGCGUUCCGUGGUUACGCCAUCGUCAACCUGUGCGACUCCGAGUUCUUGAAGCGCGCGAAAUGGGGGGAGUUCAACGGUCGCGUUCCGAACCAAGACACCGUCCUCGGGCUCGCAACCGACUUCAAGACGGCGGGCAAGCGCCACUGGGACUUUCCUCUGGAGGCCGCACUCGACCUCGAUUGGAUCGAGCCCGACUCGAUGGUCCAAGAGAUCGGGAGCCUGGAAUCCAUCCCCAUCCUCAAACUCAAGCCCGAGAAGAUGGGGGACCACACAAUCACGUUCUUCAGCGGCUCGCACCGCAAGCACGCGUGUAUCGCCGUGUGGUUAGCAGCGGACAAGGUCAUCAAGGACCUCGACAGCCAGCUCGCUGAAGCGGAGGAGACGGGGAAGAAGAUAUCGGACAAGCUGAUGGCCGCGCUGAUGGAGCUUCGCAGCGAGUCGUUGCAGGAGCGGGACAACGCGGGGUAUUGGAUGGUACGGAUAUCGGAUAUCAAGCAAACGUCGGACGAGCUCGCCUACAAGCUGUCUGAGAACAACGAGCUGCAGGAGGAGAAGAUGCGCGUGGAGGAGCGGCUCUUCACCUGGAUGCGCGGUGUGCAGCAGCGUGUUCAGGAGUGGAAAGUUACCAACCCCGGCGAACCGGUCCCCGCGAUCGACAGCCCGGAGUGGCGCAACCUGAUCGUGCAACCCACCAUCGCGCACAAUGAGAGGAAGGGCCAGGCCGCCGUGUGGAUCCUGUGCUCUCCUAUCGCAUUCACCUUCCUCAGCCGUCUUAUCACCUACGACUACUACCGCGGCGAAGGCCUGUUCACGCACACACAGCUCAAGACGUUCCUCAUGCCGGCGUCGAGGGCGAAGACCGACAUCCAGACUAUCGGAUAUAUGUGGCACGAUUGCAUUCUCAGCGGCAUCGGGCAGAUGGACUUCAUUGCGCGCACGAGCACCUUCGGUACGUGGAAGGACCCAGGUCCUUUCGGCGAGCUCAUGCGCGACUACUUCCUCCUCGUCGAGCGCGGCGGCGACCCGAGCUGGGACAAGGAGAAGAAGAUCAAGGUGAAGGCGAGGUUCCAGAAGGUCUGCCAUGUGGCUGCUACGACCGGUGUUCUCGUCCCCGGCAUCUGGCCACGGGAACUCAUGCAGAAGAUCGACAAGAUCUACCAGGAUCACGUCGCACCUGUGAUGGCCAGGAUGGGUACCGCGGAGUGGGACAAGGCAAUGCUCGUGUACAACACAAAGGUGGCCAACACGUGCAUCAAUGCCUGGUCGCUGCCUCUCUUCACGGAGAGCGGGAGUGCCCUUGCGGAGGUCGCGCAAUACGCCAUCGACAAGUUUGUCGUCUGCCGCCGCCUGUGCAAGGCGGGCCUGAACCUCAACAUCCCCCUGCCAACCAAGACGUUUGCGAACGACCUGUAUGCGCGUCUGGAAAACGUCGAGUACGCUAUCCGCCACGUCGCGCGCACCCUUGACCCACACGUCGAUGCAGUCGCUCGUCAGGUCGGCAGAGGAUACAUCGAUUACACUCAUUAUAUUCUGUUCCUCCUACGCGAUCCGAAGCUGUUCCCCCAGAAGGAAGGGUACGACAUUUCUGUGCCGCUGUGGUCGUUCUUUAUCAAAAACUACCAGCUGCUGAAGGCGGUCGAGGAUAUCGUCUGGGUUCAUCUCGCGCGUGCCGACGGGAUCUUCAGCUUCUCUCCGAACUCGUACCGCGUCCUCGGUGUGGAAAUCGCCAACCGCGGCGUCGCUCAGCCCGUUCCAACCGACUUUCGCAACCUCUACAGCAAGGGAUGGAACAUCAACCUCGAGAAGUAUCUGAACAAGGCAAAGGCGCCCAUCGUCUCUUGCUUGCCUAGCAAGAAGAAGGAUCCCCUCAUCGACAUGCUCGAGGCCGAGGUUCAGGCCCGUCUUGUGGGCGACGUCCCCCAGAAACGUGCGAAGCCGGUCGCAUACGACGCGAUUCCCCCAACAGUCAGAGGAGCGUUUCCUUUCUGCGACGCGCUCAGGUUGACAGACCCGCGAUGGUGCGCCAACGACCAGGCCGCCGGCAACAAGCCCAAGUGGGCCCUGGCGAUCGCUCUGCAUCUCCAUGUCAUCGUCGACGUCCUCAGCGGCUGGGGGCAACCCCUGUACAUGUCUCCCGUCGUCAACGUUCUGCGCGCUCGUCUGUUCAGCUUCCUCACGCAGUACACCGCGCCCGACCCGCAGAACCCACGGAAGCGCCUUCUGUGGAAGAACUGGGACGAGGACCUCCUCGACAGGCUCUCCGGGAUGGAGAACUUUGACCCGUUCGAUCCGGAGCUCAUUGCCGCCGGCGAGAAGGCGAUCUUGUCCGCACCGGACGUUCCUAUUCACGUCGUCAAACACGGCCGUCGCACACGCGGUGCUAAAGGCACGGCUCUUGGCGCGGAUACUGAGCCCGUCGACCCCACCGACGACAUCAUCUUCCUUGGAAUGACAGGUGUGGUCGACGCGCAGACGCGUCGCCUGAAGUACACGCAGGAAGUCUCGCGCCUCGUCUCGCUCGUCAAGCGCAUGUCUUGUGCGUCAGCUGCCCCGCUCCAACCCAAGGGUGUUGACUCCUACGUCGUCGCAUGCCUCAAUCACCUAGUCGGUGCCCUGCACUUCAAUGUCAAUCGUCUCGAGCACCGCUACGCGAUCGGCGACUCCAAAGCUGAGGCGCCGUGGGUGCUUCCCGAAGCCCCCUUUGCGCAUUCCCUAGACGCUCCGCCGCUUGUCGGCAUUUCCGAUGACAACGCAUUCCUCACCCUCCCCGAUUUUGCCCACGCGCUUCCCGACGCCCACGCGCAGUUUCUUGAUGAGGUGAAGACGUUGAAGCAAGGCAAGGUGCCCUAUCCGUCAACAGUAGAGGUCGUCGGCGGAGAACGCUUCGACUGUGCUCGAGCCUGGCUUCCGCAAGACCUCGCCUGGCAGGUGUCCGCCAAGGGCGACCCCGUCGUUGUAGUCAAGUUGGAGGACGACGAAGAUGAUGACUCGCUGCUUCAAUUCGACGACGACAACAACGACGAGUCCACCCCCGCUCCCGCUCGCCAACAGGUGCGCGCUCAGCAGCGGCAACCUCACCCCGCUCCACGGCGGCGAGCUCAGCCCGCUCCGCAGCGGCGAGCUCAGCGCCCGCCGGUGCGCCACGUCGUUCAGGGCGAUGCGGAGGCUCCCCGCCCUAAGCCCAAGGCCCGCCCAGUCAAUCCUCAAGGCAAAGGGAAGAUGAAAGACGUCGCCGGGCAGCAACCGGGUGACAUCCCGCGCGCCCCAGUAAAGGCAGCGAUGGCUCAGCGCCAGAGAGUUCCGCCGGUCGACAGUAACAUCCCCAUCCCACAGAAACGUGGAACGCAGCUCUCCAGGGCUACCCCCCUUCCGUCUGUUGACGAUUCGCCGCCCCCGGUUCCGCUGAAGAGGAAUGCGGCGAAUGCGCAGCGCGCUAAGACCGUCCCCGUCCAUCUGUCAGACGACGACCUGCCGAUCCCUGUGCAGCGCUCGCAAACCGCUCCUGCCCGUGCUGCAGGCGCGCGUCGCGCCCCAGAUCCUCCUGCCGACGACCAGGAAGAGGACGAUGUCCCCGCCCCUCCAAAGAAACCCGCACAGCCCGGUGCCGCUGCGCGUCGCCAGCCCGCGCGCAAGCCCACAGAUGACGUCCAUGAGGAUCCUGCCUCUGCGCAAACAGCCCCCGCCAACAGCACAAGGUCGAAGACCAUGGUGCAGGCUUCUUCCGUCGCUCCGCCAGUUCAGAGGCGUUCUUCAGCGAGGAACGAAGCGGCCGCAGACGACUGGACGACUCAGGCGCUCGACCUUGUGGCGGCUGAAAAUGACAAUCAGCCGCACAUGCCGACCCAGAGGUUCGAGGGUGUGUUUGUGAACGCCCCGGCGCCGGGGAAGCGCCCUCGCGCCACCACCGUCACCUCUCCCAGCCAGGCGCCACGGCCGUCGAAGCAAAGGAAGGCCGGCAAGAGUGUUCAGUACCAGGAGAACGACGGGGAAGAUCCCUUUGGCGGGUCCCCCAUCGCUUCCACCUCUGCUCUCCCCGCGCCACAACGCAGGGUCACAACCAUGGAGCAGGCAGUAAACCUCAAUAUGCAGUCAUCACGCCGCCCUGCAGGUCAGGGCAGUCACCCGUCUGCGAAGGUGCUUCCGCCCGCGAAGGUGUACGGAACGCGCAAAGCCGGGGCAAACCUGUGUCUGAGCCUGCUUACUGCUACGCUUCUCGUCCUCGUCAUGCUCGUCGACGACGACAGCGACAUUCCGAUGCCCCCUGCGCGCGGACCUUGGGAUUACCGCUCUGACGAUCUGGUCGAUUGGUCACCCACCACGCGCGAUCACAUUCCCUCCCCUCCAGACUCUCCGACACCCACACCAGCGAAAACCUUACUUGCUCAGCUCCCGCCAACAUCACCCGAGCCGCUGGCUGCCCUUGUGUCUCUGCCCUCAAUCUCCAUAUCCACCUCGCAAGCGUCUACCGCGGAUAGCGUGAUCGGAGUCCCCGGACCAGUCGUGCAGGAGGAUUUGGAGCGCGAGCGCGCUCUGCGCUCCCUGCUCGCGGAGCUCGGAGUGCCGGCACCUACCGACGACCAAACAGGCCAUGAACUCUACAACUUGCGGGCAAAGGCGUUCAUUGGCUGCGCACUGGUCGAUCUGAACGACCCGACGUUUCUCGCGCAGGCGGCGUGGAGCGUGUAUGGCACCCUCGGGGAGCCUGACCAGAACGAUGUCGCUGUGAUGGCCAGUGAUUUCAAGAAGGUCGGGCGAAGGCACUGGGCGUUCCCCUUGGACGCCGCCAUCGAUCGUUCCUGGCUCAAGGAUGGGUCCAUGGCCACCGAUAUCUCAGGGCUCGUUACCUUGCCUACAAUUCAACUCAACAUCCAGGCCAUGCCCCAAUCUCGUGUGCUCUUCUUCAAUGGGAACAAGCGCCGCCGGGCCUGCCGGCUAUAUGCAAAAUACUUCGAUAUCCGCCUUCAAAAGGUGGACGCCGCCCUAGAACAGCUCCAGCGGGACCCCUCUACCGCUUCCCCAGCCGUCAUCCAGACCCUUGAGGCCCACAAGUCCACUCUUCGACACGCUGCAACCAGAUCGGGUCUGUGGGUCACCCGCCUCUACGACAUCUGGAAGGUAUCCCCGGAACUGGCCAAGGAGCUCUCCGACAACCACGAACCAAAGUGGUCCACCAUGUCGCUCAAUUAUCGCGUCUUCACGUCGCUGAGUCGGACUCAGGAGCACCUUGAGCUCUGGAUCGCCAUGCACCCACGCAAAGUUGCACCUGACGUCGGUAGUCCGGCAUGGGCUGACCACAUCGCCCUUCCCUCGAUACAUGCGGACGAGUCGGAGCGCGACCGCAACGCAUUCGAGAAGCUGUUGACAUCGCCAGCUGCAGUUGCAUUUCUAAGGGCGUUCGCCGUGUACCCCUACUACCGCUUCUCAGAGAGGCCUGGGCUAUGGAAGGUCGUUUGUGACAAUCUCAAUCGGGUGUAUGGAUUUAUGUGGGCGCACGCGGUGCUAGACGGACUUCAACGAAUGAACUUUUGCGCUCGCACGACGUCGUUCGUCUCAUUUGAAGACCGCGAAGAGACCAAUAAAGUCCUGCGCAACUUCCUGAAGGUCAAGAGUGCGGGAGGGCUCGCCGAUGACCCUGGGCGCGAGCAGGACAUCAAGGCGCGCUACAGGUCGUACAUGAUGGAGGCUCUAGAAGGCGGGGAGCACGUCAGUGCCAUCUGGGAGCACGGCCUCCUGGAAAAGAUCGACACCCUCUACCGGGGCUGUUUCCUCACUGAGAAGCCUCCUCCACCCAUUGGGACGCCAGCUUGGAACGCCUGCAUGCGCUCCUACAACCGGUCCCUUGUCUCGGUCUGCGACAACACAUGGACACUCUCGAGGCACGCUGGCUUGAGUGCGGCCGAGGUUCAGGCCAGCUCGUACGCGAUCAACAAGCUACGCUGGAUGCAGCGCAUAGCGCACGACGGCUUCGCUAUCAACCUCCCGCUCCCAACAGUCUCUUUUCUGCGUCAACAUGCCUACCUCUUUUCCGACAUCUCCGUCGCCGUUCGCUGGCUCGCGCGCCAGAGACGACGGCAGCUUGCAAGGUUGCUCGACCCUCGUGCCGAUGCGGUCGUUUACGACAACGACCGGCACUACCGCGAUUUCACCCACUAUCUGGUUGUGCUCUUACAGGGCUCAGGAAGGUUUCCGGAGAGCGAGGUCGACGCGAUUCCGUCCGAGUUGUGUAAUUUUGUCCUCUCAAACCUCGAUCUCUUCAAAGCCGUCAACGAGGUCGUGAGCACAUCUGACCUCACGCACGCCGAUGCCUUUCUCAGGCAGUCGGCGAGCACCCUUAUGCACUUUGGCCAACAAGCCAUCCGCCCAGGCCAUCCGGAGAUGAUCAGUCCCCUUCCAGACCUCUAUCCAGCAGGGUGCAGCCCGGAGCUGACCGAGACGAUCUCCACAACGGCAAUGGCACUCCUCGACGUGUUGCCACCUCUUUCAGGCCAGUCAGGCAGGGGCGACUUCGACCGCAUCAACCCGGAGCUCUAUGUGCGACACCCCGUGGCGUUUGAGCUAAUAUCUUCCGACGCGCUCGCGGCGCAUCCCUGCCUUCGUGCGCUGCGCCUGACAGACACCGCGUGGCACCACCAUGUGAAUCGUGCAACACCGUCGCAGACACGCGGCCUUGUUUUUCACCUUCACUCGCUGUUCAAGAUUCAAACAACCUGGGGACGCGCCAUAUGGUUGCAUCCCGCCCCGCGACAGCUCCGGGCUCGUUUCUUUGACUUCCUCACGACACUUUCACGUCCACCUCUCGCGGACCCGCAGGCAUACCGCUGGGAAAACUGGGAUGACGCAAUACUCCAUCUUCUCGCCGACGUCGACAUCCGCGACAUUUCCCAACCGCCGGACUCUGAUUCUCAGCCGCAGUCCGCGAUCGCCGCUCCUGAACAGCCCCUUCAGCCCCUCGGACCUGUGGACGAGCAGCCCCUGGAGCAUGCGCAGGCAGAGGUGUAUCGACGCGAGAUGGAGGGACUCGUCGUUCACGUCGGACACAUGACGUCCACGUUGGCCGCGCCGGGGGCUCCACAAGAGCUGGAUAGCCGUGUAGCAAACGCGCUCAACGCACUUCUUGAGGCGAUCGAUUUUAAUGCUAACCGCAUCGUGUACCGUGAGGCGCACCCGGAGUCCACCGGACGCCCCUGGGUUAUGCCCCGUCCCGCCCUCACUUCUGUGCCGCAAGCACACGUUCUGGCCAUUGAUGGUGUUGCGGACCGACGUGCGUAUCGUACAGUAGAGGAGUACGCUGCAAGAGACCCAGACUCCUUCGCGCUUUUUGAUCGCGCCGUCCGCGAGCGCACGUCCAGGAACGACCAAACUGGGCCCCAGAGCCACACAGUCCUCCGUGGUGGCCUAGCCUUUCCCUCCGCGCCUGAUUGGCUGCCCCAAGAUAGCCUGUUGCAUAGGCCGGAGGACGUUGCAACCUGUGCGGAACCGACAAUCAGCCUAAUUGCGCCAGACGUCGCGCCACCCGUCUGCGGGCAGAUAGCGGCGGGCGGUGCGCGGCUGUUGCCGUUAGAUAUUGCGGUCGUUUAUGCGCUCAAGAUCCAUCUCAAGCAUCAUGGGGCCGCCGCGCUUGGUCGCGCACACGGCCGAAAGGGGAGUGCCAAAUUGAUCGCUACCAUCCCGCCAGGCUUGCGCCGGCAGUCUGAGGUCGCCGUCUCUGCGCUGCCGUCGCGCCAGGCCCCCAAUCACGCAGACAUAGCCGGGCGAGGAGCUGCAUAUAGGUCAAUCCUCCACAUUCUCUCCAUCUGCUGCUUUUUUUCCCCUUGCACCAUGUCACAGACAGACUACGACUCCGACGACGCUGGCGAGUUCCACUCAGCCCACCGCUCACACGAUAGCAUCUACUUAGCCCCCACCAACGACUCUGAAGGCGGCCAGUUCAGCGGCCUCCGUCGUCGAGUCUUCUCCGACGAGGAGGAGGACGAGCCUGAUGACCGUUCCUCACACCCACCCCUCCCUCCUCCGCGGUGUAUUGCACGACGACCUCCUCUGCGGCUGCCCACAGAGCGAUCUCUCCAGUCCCGCCCCCCCAAUCAUCAGCUAGAAGAACCUGUUAGGAAUGCACUCGACUUUGACGUUGACUACGACGGCAGGGCAUACGACGACACAUUCGAAGCUGAUGGUGACAUCUACGGGCGCCCAACCCCCGCUGGUGCCAGACACCCCUCCCGGCUCUUUACGCCUGUGCACCUGCCCGAAGAGGAGUCUCGCAUUCUCAAUGAGCCCCUCUUCGUUCCCCGUGGCUUGGACGACCGUUCAUCCUCCUCCUCACGGGAUAACGACGCCCGGUUCUCCACUCCUGCGCCAAUGUCCCCUGUCAUCAACGCUCCCGGCUCUCCUGCGACCUUCGCCAUGCUCUUCGCUCCGAAUGCACCCCGCUCUCCGUCCAUAGAUGAGCCAAACAGGUGGUACGAGGAACACCGAUCCUCUGACCGCUGGUCCAACUUCAGUACGCGCGAGGUGGUUGACGAGCUGGAUGAUGGCAGAGACGGUGAUGAGGAGGCGUCGGACUCAGGACACAGCAACAACGGGGACGGAAACAGAAACGCGCUCGGGCUUACCGCUUUCUACGACCCAGAGGCCAACCUCAUCGACGCUCUCGACUACGAGCAGAGGGCGGUCCCACCGACCCUUGAAGUCGAGGAUGCGAUGUCGCAGGAAGAGCUCACGACCGGCAUCUCCAGGGUGCCCCUUUCUGCAGCUGAAAGCCGACGUCAGUACGACUCCCUGCCGGUCAAGACGGUAUACCUCUCGCAGCUCUACCACUGGCACAGCACGAACAACACGCGCGCAGCCAUCCGCCUCCUACAUUCCAAGAACCGGCUCAAGAUCGACCGCGCGUACAUCAUCCCGUCGGACGACCCUAACCUGGCGUGGGAGAGGCAGGAGGUUCGACUCGACUAUAAGCAGAUGGUCGCGGCGGAACCCGGAAUCGCCAUGAUUCUUCCGAACUUGGGUGUCCCUGGUGCUGCUCACGACCCGAACUGGAGAUUCACACUUCGCCCCGAUCGCCGCAAUUGGGACUUCCGAGGCGACCGUCUUCCUAUUGGAAUGCCUGUCGAGGGCAGGAUCGCGUACUUCGGUGUAACGAACGCUGGCGACCACGUCUGGUUGGUCAUGGCACCGAUGGAAGACAUCGGCUGUCCCGUUCCUCACGGUUUCAAGCCCUCUACCGAGUACGCGCGCAUGUCUCCGCGGGACAGUCGCAUCCUACUGGCCAUGAUCUCGUGGAUGCUCGCGAAGACCGGUUUCGGGGCCCACAUUAUCUCGCCGAAGUACCCAAAUGUCGAUGAUGCCGACCUCUUCAACGAUGCGACAAACAUUAUUACCAAGGGACCUCUCGAGAUGCGGCUCGAGCAGUACAAGAAGCUCUCUGACGCUAUUAGGGAGCAUUAUUCAUCGUGGCUUGAGCUCGCUCCACGCUCAUACCGCAACGGCAUCUUCAAAGCUUCUCGCGUUCUCGCAGUCACCAUCCAGUACGGCCAGAACACCCUGAUCGGCGCCAGCGACGACGAACGUCACUUCUGGAACAGGCAGACGGACUACUCGAAGGUCGCCCGGAUGUCCUUGGCCUACGCGUUUCAUUACACCGCAUUCCCGGUCGGACACUGGGAGGACAUUCCCCCUCAGACCAUUCUGAACACACAUCACGCCGUCUACUCCACUCCACAUGGUCACACAAGACUCACACUGGAAGACCUCAUUGCACUGCCCGUCGUGGACGCUGCCGGAAGGGAGAUCCCUAUUUACGACAAGCACGGUGUCCGCGCCCAUCGUCGUCUCGCGUUCGAGCCCCCCGAAGGCGUCAGUUACUGCGCCCUCUACCAAGACCUCACGCGAACACAGGAUCUCUUUCGCGGCACUCACCGCCCUGUUGACGACGACCCCGCGUUCGAGCUCCAUGGCGCUGAUGACUACCACGCCGGCGCGAGCGACGACGAGUUCAACCACGCCCACUUCUUUCCGUCCGCCGCUUCUCUCGACACCGACACCUCAUUCGACCGCUACCCCCAUUUCUUUAGCGGUACCUACGGGCAGUGGCAGGCGCGGGGAAUCAUGAAGCCCCUCCUCCCCCUUCUUCGCAAGCUAGAGCGGUCUCUCCGUGUCACCGGUGGCGGCCGACAGUGCCUGACGGCCGUCAAGUCGCAAUGUUACAACACCAUAUCUCACAAUAUGCGCGACGACGCUAAGACGCACAUCGCGCAGAACGGCAUCCUCACCGGCACGGUGGCUGGUGCGUGGGCGACGACGCCAAAGGCCAAGGACACAAGUCGCAAGUUGUUUCGCCGAUCUCGACACCAGCUCCCCCACGAACGUCUUGCUGAGCAGAUCACAUCAGCCGACUACACGUACCAGCGCCACGAAAUCGUCAUCAUGCACGACCUCCUUUCCAUGAAGCCUGAGCUUCGCUCCGGGGACCGCUUCUACCUCGACGUUGUGAAGCCCAUCAUCCGGUUGGGUGACCACGCCGACGUUGUGGAUCCGCUGCAGGAGCGUACUGUGGCCCUGAUUGCCAAUAUAUUUCCCGAAGUCUACAUUUGGGCCUGCUACAGCGUCACAGCCCUGAUGGAGGAGACAUGGCAGAGUCGCAUCGUCGACAUCCUCAAGAGCUCCCCAGCCUGUAACCCGCCGUUAGGGGCAGGCGUUGUCGCGGCUGGUCUGCCUCUUCAGCCAGAGCACCAGUACCUGGAGCUCAUAGGUCUCCUUGAACGCCUCAAGAACUUCUGCUUCUGCGGCGCCGCGUGCGUCUUUCCUCGUCAGCUCACGGACCUCACCUGGAUCGGCCUCGCGAUCAAGGAGACCGGUUUUCCGAUGCUCUGGCAAGCUCUCCAUCUCGUCGGCGCUCAGCAGUCCACGCCGGAGAUCGACCUGCGGGAUUGGCCAUGCGAUCCUAUGUCCAAGAUGCCACUUGUGUCGUCCAAGCGCUCCCAAGAGCUUACCUAUGGCGAGCACCAUUUUCAGGCGUACAUCACCCAGUUCUUCGUGAAGACCUCCAUCGCGUCCCUGCGCAUCACCGACCUCCAAGGUGUUGGGGUCGGCACGCAUGAGCUCCGUCUCCUAGCCGACAUCGCGAUCAAGGCGUACAUCGCGGACACGCGGGAUCUCAUCGAGCUGCAGUUCUACGCGUUCAACGACCCGUUUAUCGAAGCUGGAGACGCUUGGGCGAAGAUUCGUCGCACGGAGUUCAAGCAGUGGCAGGGCAACGCCGAUCGACCCCUCGCGUACGACGGAAUACGUGGCGCAAAUCUUCUCCACCUCACUCGCAUGCUAUCAGAGACCGAAGGCGACAUCCCCCGCGGCCUUCCGUUGUCCGCCAAUUCCAAAUCCUCCGCCGCCGACUUCGCCCGCUCUCUCUAUAACAUGGGCACCGCGAAGACACGACGCUCUGUGCGCGCACCUCUCUGGGGAAAGGGCACCUGCUAUCCCGUUCUUUCUACCGUCAUCUCUGAGGCGAAGAUACGUCUCGGUGCUCAGGUGAGCGACGGCAGAAAGGAAGAGCUCAUUCAGGCGGCCUUCGUCCACUCGAUAAACGCCCACGAGAUCCACUUCAUUCCAGACGCCCGUCCUGGCGUCAACGGCCAAAACCCGUCUCGUCAGCCGUCCAUCUUCUCGUGGAAAUAUCUCAGUGAACCCGCUCUUUUCGACGAUCCUGGACAGCGAGCCAUGCGCACACCUCGCGAGGACGCCGAGUUCGCACUCGCACAGGGCAGUCAAGCCCUAGUCGCCGCCGCCGUCAACGGGCCUUGGAAGCUCAGCCACGUCAAUGUCGAGUCAUACCACACUCUGUUCCAGCGCACACGCUUGCCUAUCGAUUGGGCACUUCCCGACAACGUCAUCUCCAACGCCAGCGACAUAGUCAUCGCCACAUACCAGUGGGCGGAGCAGCGCUUCAAGACGUCCAUCAGCGACUGGCAAUGUCAACUCGCGCUCGUCCUCGCCUAUCUCAUGUCAAAGAAGAUUCCCGAUGUCUUCAUCCCCACCUCCAAUACCCUGCCUAUCAUGAGCUCCGUUCGCAGUGCGCUGGACUCUGCGAAGAUCAAGGACUACGCCGCCGUCAUCGAGCUCGUUCGGACGCUCCCAUGGGUCGCUCGAAAGGAUGUCAAGGGGUUGCACAAUCAAGGCCAGUACUACACAGUGUGCUCGAUCUAUCUUCUCGCCUGGAUCGACCGCAACUCGCCCUUGUACCCAUACCUGGAGGACAACGACGGCAAGCUCGGGGAUGGCUGGACGAAGAAGCAUACUCACAAGGGACUGCAGCCGGUCAACCUGGUGCGCCUCGGCAUCGCAUCCGGGAAGGGUCGUUCUAUCCUUCAUGCGCCCAAGUACGGGAAGGCAUUCGAAAUCCUGCCCGAUGAGAGCCUUAGGGCAUGGCUCAAGCACAUCAAGCACCGGAUGUUGACGCAGGACGGCACGUACAACCUCGUCGUGGAGAUCUUCGGCCUGCAUGGAGCUCAGCAGCUCAUCGACAAGGGUGAUCUCCUCGCGUCUGCGGGAAGGUCUGCCUCUGGCUCUCGUUCCUCCUCCUCCAUGUCCCUCCCACACACGGUCGCUAACAAGCGUCGCCGUCACCAUGCGGACGACGACGAUGAUGAUGAGAACGACCGUCCCCCCCGACGCAAUCGCACACGUUAA
Trametes versicolor FP-101664 SS1 is the source of this 13800-nucleotide messenger RNA. RefSeq lists its product as uncharacterized. The transcript is spliced from 29 exons. Lineage: Eukaryota; Fungi; Basidiomycota; Agaricomycetes; Polyporales; Polyporaceae. Bases 1 to 13800 code for a protein of 4599 amino acids. The record is from RefSeq and is a predicted model, not a curated record.